Quercus lobata is the source of this 840-nucleotide messenger RNA. RefSeq lists its product as uncharacterized. The transcript has a single exon. Lineage: Eukaryota; Viridiplantae; Streptophyta; Magnoliopsida; Fagales; Fagaceae. The record is from RefSeq and is a predicted model, not a curated record. The coding region runs from base 1 to 840 and encodes 279 amino acids.
AUGAAGGAGGAAGAAGGGAGGCGUAAUGCUGCUGUGGACGCCUUUCAUGUGGCCGAGAAGAGUAUCCAGGAGCUUAAGAAAAAGUUGCAAAAGGAGGAGAAAGAGAGAAAGUACACGGUGGCAUCCCUGGAGAGUGCUAAAAAACAAGCUGAAAGUCAGAGGUUGCUGCUGCAUACUACUGAGGGCAACCUGGGCUCUUCCAAAACUCAGAUUGCCACAUUAAAAAAGAAAUUGGAAGAGGCCAAGAAGGCCAAAGGUAUCACCGAGAAAGCUCUAGAGGAGGCAGAGAAAGCCAAAGAUGAAGCAAAGCAACAUGGCUAUGACAUAGGCGUGGCUGAGACUGAGGACACCCUUAAGGCUGAGGUCCCUGCCAUUUGCAGAACUUGCUGCGCCCAGACAUGGGAAGAAGCCCUCAACCAGGCUGGGGUUGAGGCCUCUUCCAUGCUCAGGAGGGCAGAAAGUGUCUACUACCCGCCGGCCAUACGCCUUGUGAGCUCUUCAAAUUCUAAGGCCAACCCGGCGUCCUCGGAAACAGCUGAAGCCAAAGGAAGUCCAACCAUAACCCCUCCUGCAGCUAACACUUCUUUUGAGGGUGGAGAGCAGGCCGAGGACAUGACAAAAGCUAGGGAUGCCAACCAAGGCGCUGACUUAGCUCCAGCUGUUCCAGAGGAUUUCCUCAAAGAAAAAGAAAAUUCCCAGAGUAUGGAGCUGGUAUUGGCAACCCUUGCCAUACCUCCAAAAGUGGACCCUAAGGAUAAGGCUCAAGUACCCACCACAGCAGCAAAUACCCAGCCUCCCAAAGAUGUGAAGGAAAAACUUGUAAUAAAGAUGAAAAAAUGA